AUGAAUAAAGAAUCUCAUUUAAACUCAAAUAGGUAUUCUUCUAGUGUCCAAAUUUUGAGUCCUCACUUUAGAAAUAUUAAAACUUUUAAUAGCUUACAAAAUCAAGAAAAAAAGUUGUAUCACAUUAUUUCGAGAUUCUUAAGCAACGAAGAAGUUAUUCAUCCAUUGUCCCAACUUAACGAGUUUUUUGAAAAUUACAAUACAGAAGAAUUUUCAUGGAAAACAUGUUUUAUGAUUCUCUGCCUUUUUCUUGAUCAUCAAACAAUCAGGAGGUUUACCCAACAAAGUGAAAUUAAGCAACAAUAUACUAGUUAUUGUCUUAAUUUUUCUUGUGAAAAAAACGAAGAAAUUUCAAAAUUUACAAGUGAUGAGAAAAAAAAAAACCAAUUAAAUAAAAAGAGAUUAUAUAAUAUUAUGGAAGAUCAAGAAAAUAAUGGCCCAAAGAAAAAGAAAAAUGAAAACUUUGAAGAACUUUUUUUAGAAAAUCAUCAUGAAUUGUUCUACUUCUACCUAUUAAAUAAACUCGAAAAUGUCAAGAAUCUAUAUAAUCAGACAUUUAAAAACAUAUCGAAUGAAACUAUAAUAUCUGAUGACGCUAUCAUAAUGGAAAAAUCAUUUUAUGAUUUAAUUGGGCUUAAGUAUACAUAUUACACAACAUCAUUUUUCAACAGUUCAUCUUUGAGUGUAAAAAGACUCUUACUCUCUAAUAAGAAUUUAUGUGAUAAUAUCGAAAUAUUUGAUCAUGUUAAUUUGUGGUGUAUUCAGAGAAUUAACAAAAGGGAGUCUAUUUCUAACACAAUUAACUCUAACAUCGACAAAAAUGACUUAAGAUCAGUUUUGAAUCUCUCUUCUGACGCAUCUGAUACUGAAACAAUCAAUAGAUGCGAUAUUUUGCUUAAGUGGUUAUUUCUUCCCAUUGAAGAUAUUUCAGAUUCUGAAAAGAUUUUCAAAUCAUAUAAUAGACUCAAAGAAGCAAGAAUGAAAUGGGAUUCUCAAUAUGGCGUUAAGGAUAAUGAUGGUAUUAACAUGGAAACCAGAACUGAACAUUUUUAUUCAGCAAAAUCCAAUUUUCAGAAAUUGGUAAUUGAGUUUGUACUAGACAGACAUAGUGAGCAACAAAACAAGUAUUAUAAUCCUUUUUGGACGUUAGGAAUAGACCCAAAAAAAUUCAAAAUAAAUGAAAUGCCAACAGUCAAAAAAAAAUUGUUAUUAUUUACACACCCUGACAAAGUUCUAGAAAAAAAAAUGAAAGCGAAGGCAAAUGAGGCCUAUAUUAUAAUUCGAGAAUCGUUAGAACUCAUAAACAAAUUAUACAAAACAAAUAACAGCAUAAUUGAAACUCUACCUAAAGGACCGGAAUUAUCGUAUGAUUUUAAUUCGUAUCUUGAAAAUUAUCUUUAUGGAAAAAACAAACCACCGGAAAUAUUAGAAAUAAGUGCAUCAAUAAUAGAAGUAAAUGGUAAAGAAGUGCUCAAACUUCCUCCGGGAAUUAGAAUAUAUACAAAAUUUAGCGAAUUAAAGACAAAUGCCAAACUUAAAAUUUACUUGACACUACCUUUUAUUGGAUCAAAUACAUUGAUUGAAAAAAACCAACUAUUAGAAUAUGUUUUCACUACAUAUUUUGUAGAACCAAAUAAUGAAUCAAAUAAAAAAGACCUUCAAAUUAAAUUGUCAGGGGAUUGUAUUUAUUUUGAAAUUUUUGACUUGCUAUUUUUAGGGUAUCCCGGUGUUACUGAAAUAUCAUAUUAUAUUGGUCUACAAGUAACCUGUAAUGAUUUAUUUUCGAAAAUAACAUGGAAAAGAGUUAAAACUAAGCUACCUUCUGAAUGCGAGAUCAUAAAAGGAUUCUCAAAAAAUGGAAUUAAAAAAUAUUUAGAAUUAUAUUGUAGAACUUGGGGUAACGAAAGAAAAUGUGUGCAAAACAUGUUCUCAGCAGCAAAAUUGUGGAAUAUUAUUGAUAAUACAUCACGAAAAACUGAACUUGUAAAAGUACUGAUCGCAUUAAUGGAAAACUCAUAUAAAAUAUCUCUCCUUCAUGUGCAUAAUUUCUAG
Molecule: messenger RNA, 2052 nt
Organism: Cryptosporidium ubiquitum
Lineage: Eukaryota; Apicomplexa; Conoidasida; Eucoccidiorida; Cryptosporidiidae
Exons: 1
Coding region: 1-2052 (683 amino acids)
Source: RefSeq, a predicted model, not a curated record